AUUCUCCAGCGAGGCCCUGCGGGCUCUCUUCUCUGUUCCAGGCUGUUCUCCCACGUGGGGGACCCCUUCCUGGAUGACCCCCUGCCCCGGGAGUACGUCCUCUACCUCCGCCCCACCGGUCCCUUAGCGCAGAAGCUUUCGGACUUCUGGCAGCAGUCGAAGCAGAUCUGCGGCAAGAACAAGGCUCACAACAUCUUCCCCCAUAUCACCCUCUGCCAGUUCUUCAUGUGUGAGGACAGCAAGGUGGAUGCCCUGGGGGAGGCCCUGCAGACCACUGUCAGCCGCUGGAAGUGCAAGUUCUCGGCACCCCUGCCCCUGGAGCUCUACACCUCCUCCAACUUCAUUGGCCUCUUUGUGAAGGAGGACAGUGCAGAGGUCCUCAAGAAGUUUGCUGCAGACUUCGCUGCUGAGGCUGCGUCCAAAACCGAAGUACAUGUGGAACCUCAUAAGAAGCAGCUGCACGUUACUCUGGCUUAUCACUUCCAAGCCAGCCACCUACCCACCCUGGAGAAACUAGCCCAGAACAUUGAUGUCAAACUAGGCUGCGACUGGGUGGCCACCAUAUUCUCUCGGGAUAUCCGAUUCGCUAACCAUGAGACGUUGCAGGUGAUCUACCCCUACACCCCGCAGAAUGACGACGAGCUGGAGCUGGUCCCAGGGGACUUCAUCUUCAUGUCCCCCAUGGAGCAGACCAGCACCAGUGAGGGCUGGAUCUAUGGCACCUCCCUGACCACCGGCUGCUCCGGGCUCCUGCCCGAGAACUACAUCACCAAGGCUGACGAGUGCAGCACCUGGAUCUUUCACGGUUCAUACUCCAUCCUAAACACGGCAUCGUCCACCUCGCUUAUGUUUGGUGAUGGCGUGCUAGAGAGGCGGCAGUAUGAGGACCAGGGGCUCGGGGAGACGACGCCUCUCACUAUCAUCUGCCAGCCCAUGCAGCCUCUGAGAGUCAACAGCCAGCCCGGCCCUCAGAAGCGGUGCCUCUUCGUGUGCCGGCAUGGAGAGAGGAUGGAUGUUGUUUUUGGGAAGUACUGGUUGUCUCAGUGCUUUGAUGCCAAAGGCCGCUACAUUCGCACCAACCUGAACAUGCCUCACACCUUACCUCAGCGGAGCGGUGGCUUCCGGGAUUAUGAGAAAGAUGCUCCGAUCACAGUGUUUGGAUGCAUGCAAGCAAGACUGGUGGGCGAAGCCUUGUUAGAAAGUAACACCAUCAUCGAUCACGUCUAUUGCUCCCCAUCCCUACGCUGUGUUCAGACCGCACACAAUAUCUUGAAAGGUUUACAACAAGAGAAUCACUUGAAGAUUCGUGUGGAGCCUGGUUUAUUUGAGUGGACAAAGUGGGUUGCCGGAAGCACAUUACCUGCAUGGAUACCUCCGUCAGAGUUAGCCGCAGCCAACCUGAGUGUUGAUACAACCUACAGACCUCACAUUCCAGUCAGCAAAUUAGUGGUUUCAGAAUCCUAUGACACUUAUAUCAGUAGAAGUUUCCAAGUAACAAAAGAGAUAAUAGGUGAAUGUAAAAGUAAAGGAAAUAACAUUCUGAUUGUGGCCCAUGCAUCUUCCCUUGAAGCAUGUACCUGCCAGCUUCAGGGCCUGUCACCUCAGAACUCCAAGGACUUUGUGCAAAUGGUCCGAAAGAUCCCAUACCUGGGCUUUUGCUCCUGUGAAGAAUUAGGAGAAACUGGAAUAUGGCAGCUGACAGACCCACCCAUCCUUCCCCUUACUCACGGACCAACCGGGGGCUUCAACUGGCGAGAAACCCUGCUGCAAGAGUAAGCCUAAAAGGCCUGAGAGGAAAAGGUCUUUUGGAGAAGAGUCUCUCGGGCGUUCGGUAACAGUGGAAAACUGUGCACUGCCUUCCAAGUGGACAGCUCACAUUUAACAUACUGCCUUUCACGCUUCCGGUUCUUGUGACAAGACUGCAUAAAUGAGCAAAAGGCAUGAUUCGGGGGGGAGAAAAAUCCAUCCUCUUGGGACUCUUGCCUGGCUAACGAGGCUUUGAGAACUGUCUUCCUGAACCUGCAGCAGCUGUAGCAGAAGCCCAUUCUCAUCCUGGUUCUGCUGUACAUGGCUAAGGAGCUUCCCUCCUCCCCACCGGAGCUGCCUCCCACUCUUGGGAGGGCUGCAGGAAGAAGGAGUGUGUCUGGAACGCAGUCUGGAGAUGGGACGUUCUGUUGAACUCCAUUUUCAAGUUAGGCAAAGCCAAGCUGAGAAAUCCUACUAAGGUUAUUAGAAAACAUGCCCCACAGAGAGUUGUCCUUAGGUUACACUUGAAAUUCUACUCUUAGUCGACUCCAUACAUUAGCAUCACCGGGUCCAAACACUUAAGGAGCUUAACAUUUGUCCUGGUACUUCCUCAUUUUAGGGAUGGCUUCUUGCUUCGUCUCUGAAAUGGAGAGAGAAAGCACUUCUGCUCUCCAAAGCACUUUUAGACCCUCAAGAGGAAGAUAAGAUAAAUAUGAGAUAUAUUCAAUGGUAGGUGCAGAGAACUUGCAAAAUACAAAGUACAUUGGAAUUAUCUGUGUUGCAGCCUAAUGAGCCACAGCACUUCUAAAUCACCAAGAUUUACUUGUCUCUGCUCCUAGACUCCGAUAGUGUUAACUAGUUAAGGAGGUUGACAUUUGAAAGGACUGUAUGUUCAGGACAUUAUUUGAAUCAGCAGGAAGCUCAUUCUGUGCAAUGUGCACAUCUUGACAAAACAUACCAAGGGCCAGGUUGUGGUGCCCUCCCAGUACAUGCCAACCAAACAGAAUGUCCAGAGAUGCACCAGUUGUACCAGAGAUGUAUAAUGAAGUCAGGGAACUAAUUUAGCUGACGACAGUCACGACUGCACUGCUACUUGUGCUGUCCUCUUUCUGUCUGUCUUUCUAUAAUAACUUAAAAGCUACAGGAGGUAGAGCUACUUGAGGAAAGCUAGAGAGCCACAUCCUGUGGUUUCUUAUUACAACUGCUUCCUGUAUUGAGAGGGAGUUUAUUUAAAAGAAAAAUAAAUGACAAUCAAACCAAAACAUCAGUUAUCAAUGUCUAUUUAAUUUUGUGAGUAGCUUACUGUUAGAGCCACGGACAGUGGUCUGGUGUGAUAUAUAGUUCACUGUGUAGAUUGUGUGUGCAAAGUAAAACCCCAACCAUUUAAAGGGAGUAUUAGUGUUAGACAAAUCUUUAUAUGCUGUAGCAACAUUGAAUAAGUUUUAAAACCCAGACAUGUAAGACAUAUGGUUUAUAAAAACAGACCUAUACUUGUAUUUGAAACUGAAAUUUGAAGACUGCUAGAAAAAAGGAGAAGUGAAAGGUGGUUGGCUAUGUAUGUUAGUGAACAUAAGGAUUAUGGUUGUAUUUUUUUUAAAGCAAAAGGAUUAUGGUUGUAUUUCUCACCUAGAGAAAUAUGUUAUAAAAUUUCCACUUUACGAAACAAAUUGUGGCUACUCCUAGCAUUGCACAAAGGCUGCUCCGGCUUCUGGCCAUAGAAAUAACUCUGUGCUGACAUGUUUAUAUAUUUUAACCUUAAUUUAUCUGGGAGGGAAAUAUUCCCACUAAAGUUCUUAAAACUCACAUUUCAGCUAAUUUAACAAACUUAAUGUCACUGCCAUUCAUUCUUCUGGUAUUUGUAACAAAGUGGAUCCACUAUUUAAUCUUAUCUAUAAUGUUUAUAGACUCACCACAAAUUCUCAUGGGCUUUGAGUGCUCAGAAUAAUGCUUGAACGCUUCACGUCAGAUUUCCUUGAACCCAUAGGAGUGUGUUCUGCAAUGUCUGUACUUUUAUAAAAUACAGUUCAGAAUAUAAUUCCCUCUCCAUCUCUCUUUAGAUUGUCCUACAUGUCCUGCUGAUCAUUUGGACUCACUGGGCUCCAUUCCAUUGUCCUUAGUCCAGUAUCAAUAUAGCCUUAGACAACUGUCUACCUGAGUCUAAGGAAGAAUGGAUCUAAAACAAUUUUCUGGACAAUUUAGGUGGAAAACCCUGAGUACAAGAAAAAAUAUAUUCCUCUGCUGUAAUAAUUAACUAGAUUGCUUAUCAAAAUGGCCAACUGACCUGAAUUCACAUUAAAAUCUCAUUUCACACUGACCUACUUAAAAAUUUAAAAUUGGACUCCAACUGAGAAAUUCUUUAGAAAUCAUGUUGAAUCUCUGUGUAAUAAAAGAAAAAAAUUAUAUUACCAGAUUUCAAAUUCAUGCAAAAAGUCUAGGUUGACAUUACAACCUGAAGUUCAGGCUGGUUCUUUGUGAUCUGAGGCAGAUGCUUGUUAAAACCUAUGACAUAUGGAGGAAGGACAGAAAAAAAGAGAAGGAAGGAAUUUCUAGAAAAGAAGAAUCAAAUGAUUUCUUAUACAAGGGCUGUUUUUAAGUUAGAAAGCUAUCUGAAAUAAACUAGUGGAAAUGAAAUCAGCUAAAGGCCUUAAUCUGGGAUUGCAAGCCUCUAAGUCUGCUGCCUGUACAAGAAUGUCACUUCAGUGUGCUGAGGUCCCAGUAUUGUCAUAGGUGGGACUUUGCUUUGUGUGAUUUUAAAAUGCCAUAUGGAUUCCUUGUGGACCAGAAUAAUCAGCACAUUUAAUGCUAGGCUGAGGGUUUCAUUUUCCCAGGCUCUGUUCCCCAUCACCGCCUGGGCACCAGGAGCCUCCCUAAUAGGAGUUCAGAUGACAGCAUUUCCCACUACAUUUAGAUUCAAAGAAUCUGAGUGGCUGAUUAAAUGGCCAUCUGAUGGCUGAAAGAGGGGGGUAUUUUUCUCCCUUUAGUGAAAGGCUUGGAGGAGUUUCUACUUUUUAUUUUAAUUAUAUGUUAACCA
Fukomys damarensis (Damara mole-rat) is the source of this 4777-nucleotide messenger RNA. It is a transcript of the gene Ubash3b, whose product is annotated as ubiquitin associated and SH3 domain containing B. Gene Ontology annotation, cellular component: cytoplasm. The record is from RefSeq and is a predicted model, not a curated record. The transcript has 12 exons. NCBI's taxonomy places the organism in Eukaryota, Metazoa, Chordata, Mammalia, Rodentia, Bathyergidae. The annotation marks the transcript as partial. Gene Ontology annotation, biological process: regulation of release of sequestered calcium ion into cytosol; collagen-activated tyrosine kinase receptor signaling pathway; peptidyl-tyrosine dephosphorylation. Gene Ontology annotation, molecular function: protein tyrosine phosphatase activity; protein binding.